Molecule: messenger RNA, 4616 nt
Organism: Lytechinus pictus (painted urchin)
Lineage: Eukaryota; Metazoa; Echinodermata; Echinoidea; Temnopleuroida; Toxopneustidae
Product: UDP-N-acetylglucosamine--peptide N-acetylglucosaminyltransferase 110 kDa subunit-like
Exons: 20
Coding region: 66-3086 (1006 amino acids)
Biological process (GO): protein O-linked glycosylation
Molecular function (GO): protein O-acetylglucosaminyltransferase activity; protein binding
Source: RefSeq, a predicted model, not a curated record
GUCUUGCUGAGCUUGCUCACAGAGAAUACCAAGCUGGAGAUUAUGAAAAUGCAGAGAAACAUUGUAUGCAGUUAUGGAGACAAGAGCCAGAAAACACUGGAGUUUUACUUCUACUAAGCUCAAUACACUUCCAGUGUAGGAGAUUAGACAGGUCAGCACACUUCAGUACUCUAGCAAUAAAACAAAAUCCGAUGUUAGCGGAAGCGUACUCAAAUCUGGGGAAUGUCUUUAAAGAGAAGGGUCAACUUCAAGAAGCUCUUGAAAACUACAGACAUGCUGUGAGACUAAAACCGGACUUCAUUGAUGGUUACAUUAACCUUGCUGCAGCUCUAGUUGCAGCAGCAGAUAUGGAAGGAGCCGUCCAGGCAUAUGUCACAGCUCUGCAGUAUAACCCGGACCUGUACUGUGUUCGUAGUGAUCUAGGGAACCUCCUGAAAGCACUUGGUAGAUUGGACGAAGCGAAGGCAUGCUACUUGAAAGCUAUCGAAACACAGCCUAAUUUCGCUGUGGCAUGGAGUAACUUGGGAUGUGUCUUUAACAGUCAGGGAGAGAUAUGGUUGGCUAUUCAUCACUUCGAGAAGGCUGUAACAUUGGACCCCAACUUCCUUGAUGCAUACAUCAAUCUUGGCAAUGUUCUCAAAGAGGCUCGUAUAUUUGACAGAGCUGUUGGUGCGUAUCUUCGAGCUCUACAGCUAAGCCCAAAUCAUGCGGUCGUUCAUGGAAACCUGGCCUGUGUUUAUUAUGAGCAAGGGUUGAUCGAUCUAGCCAUCGAUACAUAUAAGAGGGCUAUUGAACUACAACCACACUUCCCAGAUGCUUACUGCAAUCUUGCAAAUGCACUCAAGGAACAAGGAAAGGUUGCUGAGGCAGAGGAUUGUUACAACACUGCCCUGAGGCUAUGUCCAACCCAUGCAGACUCACUGAACAACUUAGCAAACAUCAAGAGAGAGCAGGGCAAUGUGGAGGGCUCCAUCCAACUCUACUGCAAGGCCCUGGAGAUCUUCCCAGAGUUUGCUGCUGCCCAUUCCAAUCUUGCCAGUGUAUUGCAGCAGCAAGGGAAAUUACAGGAGGCUCUAUUACAUUACAAGGAAGCCAUCAGGAUCUCACCGACAUUUGCCGAUGCCUACUCAAACAUGGGCAACACAUUGAAGGAGAUGCAGGAUAUCCAAGGUGCCCUACAGUGUUACACAAGAGCCAUUCAAAUAAAUCCUGCCUUUGCUGAUGCUCAUAGUAAUCUAGCGUCUGUUCAUAAGGACUCCGGAAAUAUACCCGAAGCCAUAGAAUCUUACAGAACAGCAUUGAAACUGAAGCCAAACUUCCCUGAUGCCUACUGCAAUCUUGCUCAUUGCUUACAAAUUGUGUGUGACUGGACAGACUAUGAAUCAAGGAUGAAGAGACUAGUAUCCAUUGUUGCUGAUCAGUUAGAGAAGAACAGGCUUCCAUCGGUCCAUCCCCAUCACAGCAUGCUGUACCCAUUAUCUCAUGGAUUCAGAAAAGCCAUUGCUGCAAGGCAUGGUAACCUGUGCCUUGAGAAGAUCACAGUCCUCCAUAAACCUGAUUUCAACCAUCCGAGGGACCUGACUGCCAGCGGUGGUAGGCUCAAGGUCGGCUAUGUCAGCUCAGAUUUUGGAAACCAUCCCACUUCUCAUCUCAUGCAGAGCAUCCCAGGAAAACACAAUAAAGAGAACAUCGAGAUUUUCUGUUAUGCUUUGAGCCCUGAUGACAGUACUUCUUUUAGAUCGAAAGCCAUGAAGGAAUCUGAACACUUUGUUGACCUAUCACAGAUCCAAUGCAAUGGCAAGGCUGCUGAUCGUAUUAGUGCUGAUGGAAUCCAUGUCUUGGUCAACAUGAAUGGAUACACGAAAGGAGCUCGUAAUGAAAUCUUUGCUCUCCGGCCAGCACCUAUUCAGGUGAUGUGGCUUGGCUACCCAGGAACCAGUGGGGCAUCUUUCAUGGACUACCUGAUAACCGAUUCCGUCACAUCCCCUAUGGAACUAGUCAGUCAGUACUCUGAAAAGCUGGCCUUCAUGAGACAUACCUUCUUCAUUGGUGAUCACUGGAACAUGUUCCCUCAUCUCCUGGACAAGGCAUUGAUCGAGGUCAAGAGCGGUAGCAGCAGGGACAAUGUGGCAGUUAUCAACUCCAUCAACCUCAAGGCCACACUGGAGAAACUAGGUGUCUCAGACAAGGUUGCUGUCAAUGGGGAAGUCCCCAAUGGUGAGAAGCUUCAUUUUCCUGUGAUUGAAAGCAACUCCUCUCAAGCUCUCAACAACCUCGUCCAAUCUGGCCAGGUUCAAGCUACCAUCAAUGGUGUCACUGUGUGUAAUGGACUUGCUCUCACACAGGUAGGCGAUUACAAGUUGAUUCCCAAGUCUGCGACUGGCGAAGAAGUUCCUUCGUACCCUCUGAUCACGACCCGUGCAAUGUAUGGACUCCCUGAUGAUGCCAUCGUCUUCUGUAACUUCAAUCAGCUCUACAAGAUUGACCCAGCUACACUCAGGAUGUGGGUUAAUAUCAUCCAGAAAGUACCAAACAGCGUGCUGUGGCUGCUCCGCUUCCCAGCUGCUGGUGAACCCCACCUACUGGCCACUGCCACACAACUAGGCAUGCCCAAAGGAAGCUUGGUCUUCUCGGCAGUAGCAUCUAAAGAGGAACAUGUGAGACGUGGCCAGCUUGCCGAUGUUUGUCUGGACACGCCCCUCUGCAAUGGACAUACAACUGGCAUGGAUGUACUGUGGGCAGGCACACCUAUGAUCACUUUACCAGGUGAGACUCUUGCAUCACGUGUUGCUGCCUCCCAGCUUCAGACCCUAGGCUGUCCUGAACUCAUUGCCAACUCCAAGCAAGAAUAUGAAGACAUUGCAAUCAGACUUGGAACAGACAUCAAGUUCCGUCAACACAUCCGUGCCAAGGUUUGGAGAAGGCGCAUCGAGAGCCCCCUCUUCAACACCAAGAUGUAUGCCCAAAGCUUGGAGCUCCUCUAUGCCAAGCUCUGGGAGAAAUAUGAAAAGGGGGAGCCAUGUGAUCAUGUAGACAUGUCGGCUAUGAACCCCAUCAAUGGGAAAAUUGACACAAUCAAGAAUUGAAUGACAUAUAAUUGGUGACAAUGUGAAGUAUGCUCCAUGGCCGCCACCCUUUUUAUGGGCCAGAAAGGAAAUUCAUAUACAUGCACGGGUACCUUUGCUGUUAGGCAUGUUAGAAUAUUAUACAAUAUAUAUAUUUUGCAAGUGACCGUUCAUUAUUUUCGCAGCGCAUUAUUUCCGCAGCGCAUUAUUUCUAGCAGUUGUAUGAAUAGAACUUGCGAAUCCCGAAAUUGAGCUUUGUAAAAGCAAGAUCUGUACGUCGUAGCUAUUAAAUGUGUGUUGAAUUUCCAUGAAUUUCAAGUUUCAUCACUAUUAUUAUUUGAUAUUGAAAAUAUAUAUUGUAUACAUUUUGUUGCUGAAACAAGAUUUAAAAUGGGAGUUGUUGAAAUGGAAAUAUAAUUAUGUAGUGAUCUAUCCCACUUAAUCUUGUGCCUUUUAUUUAUUUUAUUUAUUCUGUCAAUCAAUAUCAGCAUGACAGUGAAGAAGAAAGUUCCAUUUCCAAGAAUUGACAUCAAACUUUCAGUUUGAUAUGCUUGCUGUAUUUAGCUGCAUACUUCAAGUGAUUUUUGCAAAGUAUGGUUAUAACAACUUGUGAGAAAAUUUCAUGAUAGGAAUGUGAAAGUACUUAUGAAUAAUAAGAAAAAAAAAGAAGAAAAUUGUUGUUUUAAAAUCUACAAGGUUACUCCCAGAUUGAGAAAGCAUUUUAUGUUCAAAGUCAUUUUCUUUUAGUUUGCUGCAAGACAUUUCUUCAUUCAAAUCAUCAGCUGUUUAUAGAGAAUAAUUGAAUAUUAGUUGAUAGUUUAUUUCUCUUUUGUCAUCCUAUAAAAAUAAUUUGAGUUAGAUUAAUUUGGUAUUCUAUGAUUUGAACUGUAAAUAAGAUCUCUAUUUCAUAGAUGUUGCCAUAUAUCAUUUUAUUUGUGUACUUUUGUGCACACACACUAUCAAUCCACGUGUAUAUCUGCUUGUUCAUCAUUAAUGUGUUUAUUUAAUUUUAGUCAUGUUUUGUCUUUUCCUGCUCAGUACAAUUUAGGCUGUUUACAUGUAAAAAAAAAUGGACGUACAUUUUUUUUCCCUGAAAUUGAUAAUGCGAGGUGAAGUUUAUAAUAUAAUGCUGGAAAAAAAAACUACACUUCAUAUUUCUUGUAAAUUAUGAUUGAUAAUCGGCAUUCAGUAAGGCACUACAAUUUUAUUUGAAAAGUGAGUAUUGUAGGUGACCAGAUGGUCUUUGUACAGAAUUUAAAUUUGUAAAUAUUAUGUAUCUAUAAUGAAAUAGGCAGAUUUCGAUGUGCACGAUAUUCAUGAUUAUGUCCAAGCACUUUUGCUUAAUUUGAAAAGGAUGAUAGAAUAAGUUUCAUGGUAUUUGAAAAGUGCUUUGUGUCAUUGUAUGUUAGAGCUAUAAUUUUCAAAUUUUUAAAUGAUAAUUAUUGUUAGCUCCUUAGGGAAGUUACGCUUUGAUGAAGGUGAUUGGGUGUUUGCUACUUUGCUGAUGUGCAUCUAUAUCAAUGUCAUAUUAAAAAUGUUGUUAUCCCACAA